Molecule: messenger RNA, 579 nt
Organism: Bipolaris victoriae FI3
Lineage: Eukaryota; Fungi; Ascomycota; Dothideomycetes; Pleosporales; Pleosporaceae
Exons: 1
Coding region: 1-579 (192 amino acids)
Source: RefSeq, a predicted model, not a curated record
AUGACUACGGCUACUCUCGGGAAUCGGUUGUGGAAGUGGUCAGCAAUAGCGGGGCUACUGGGCAUAAUCUUUACUACAUCUGGCUUGGUCUACUUCAGCCGACCCCCAAGCCUGCCCGACGUCCUCCACUGUGGUUCAACCCCAGAUGAAGCCCGUUCACUAGGCUGUGUGUAUAGCCUUGUAGAUGUUCGCUGGGUGCCCGCUCCUUGCUACGAUGCCGAAAUGGACAAUGAAUUCAUCAGUCACGGGUGGACACGCUGGUACGACAGAAACGCCACCCGAGAGAUGACCCUGGACAUUGCCAAGCAAGGAGAAACCGAAUACUGGGUAACAAUGGAGUACCACAUAGUACAUUGCCAGUACACAUUUAGGCAGCUACGCAGAAGGUAUUGGGACGCUGCUAGGCAGGUUAGAUAUAUCUCUUCUAGUAACUAUCUCACCGAAGACGAGCAUUUCUUCCAUUGCUUAGAAUAUAUGGACCCACGGAUCCCGCAAGAUCCUGAUCUCGUCAUUACACUUUCCGAAGUGGGCUUUGGUACAUGUCAGGUUCCACAACUCAAAGCUGACCGUUUGAUGUAG